AUGGAUAACCGCAUGAAACGGGCGGGCACGAAGCGUGAACGCGAGCUCAGCCUGGGACACCAGCAGGUGCCGACCAAACGAGUCAAGGGAGCCCCGACAGAUGUAUCUCCGGGUCUUGAUCCCUCUACGAGUCCUGAUGCUCUCGCACUUCCUCCGAUCAAAGCCUCGAAGGGUGGCGAAUCUUCGAAUAAGGCUACCAAUUUUCCUACAAGGCCCACCAGUAGCUUGACCACCAAUCUAAUCCCUCCGGCCGCCAGAGCUUACCAUAGUUAUGACCAACUAAAUCGACGUGUGGACUCGAGCUUUCCCCACGACGUUCUUAUCGGACCAAUGACGCGACAUAAAUCUCCAGUCCGCUCACCAAGCCCUGCGGAGCGCGCGUUCGAGCGUCGCCGUCAAAAAUCUAUGCAAGGACCACCUGUCUCGGAUAACCCUGGACAAGAGGCCUCGUCAUCUCACUCUGGUUCCUCGACGGAGCCCGCCCAUAAGCCCGAAGUUGCCAAAAUGUCGCAGGAGGAGCGAGAAGAGGUUCUCAGCAUGGCUGAGAGCCUCUUCGGCGUGUCAGAUGCGGAGCUGGAUAGACAUCAGAAGGCCUUGGGUUUCGUAACUCAUCGACAGCUAGUGGAGAAGACAUGGAAGAAGGGAGAACCACUCCCAUAUCCAUCAGGAGAUACAGGGGGAUCAGGUUAUUUCUCUGCGUCAACUGCCCCCAGCGACCUACUCGCUUCGAUCGGGUGGAAAUUCGACCAGCUUCGUAAAGGAGAGCCAAUUCCGUGUGAUCGAUACCAGCUGCUCGACCUUGUCGCAUAUCGCCCGAUCGACCUAGAAGGCGCAGCGCGAGCUCCACCAUCUCCUCGCGACAAUCACCGCCGAAUCGAGAACGCGUUGAGACAUGCUCAGAAGCAAAUAUCACCUCACUUUGAACAAAAUAUCCUUAUUCCAUCUCACUGGGGUGAACCCGUUGCUGAAUAUAUACUCCUAUGGUAUGACUCAAAUACUGGACCGAAAGAUCAUCAGCCUUUGAAGGAGCCAAUUCCCAAGAAGCUUCCCCUAACAGACCCAAUAAACGCUUCACCCGCCCAAGCGACUACGUUCAUACUCAAUAAUCCAGAGGAAGAGGAAGGAUUAGCCGAUGCUGACGGCAGGUUUGAUGUUAUGGCUUCUCCCCCUCGGAAGCAACACGAGGCUGGGAGUGCGAAGCCACGGCACUUUAUCGAGUCCGAGCUCCUCAGAAGGAAGGUGAUCGGCAGCCUCGCCGAACUGGGGAAUCCAAUGGUCAUGGCGGCAGUUUUCAAAUCCAAGGAAUACAAGGAGAUUCGAGCGACGUCUCGCAGGCUCUAUCAAUACUAUAAAAACAAGAUGCGGCUUCAAUCCAUACUGACAAACGCGAGAAGAAGGGAUAAGCAUAUAGCUGGGUUGCUUCGCUAUCAAUCAGCUACCAGCUCCAGAAGGUUGCCCGAAGCUGUUGGUGUCGGUGAUCUACGUGGUGCGGUCGAGACGUCCAAGGAAGAUACGCGAGCACUCCGACAAUUGCUCCUUAUUCUGGAAACCACUGUAACAAACGAUAAUGGGGGAUCAGAUGACGAGAUUGAGAACGAGGACAGCGGGAGCGGGAGUGAGGACGAGGACGUGGCUGACCCCCAGACCAGACUUACGGAGAUGAAUGUCGAACAGAAGUUUGGCCCCAUCUUUAGUGGAUACUUCAAAGCUGGAUUCAAGACGUCCUCAAAUGCCGAAAUGAACUUGAUUGCACAUAUGCGGCAGUUCGGUAUAUCGCCUCACCCCGACCUACAGGUUGUGGCUCGUAUAUCUGCCCUUGACGCAUUUCCAAAUCUCUUGCCGGUGAUAAUGGUCGCCGAGGCCAAGAAGAGGCUCAAAACGAGUUACAAGGCCGUGCAGAACGCAUUUACGACUCUUCCAAUCUUCGACCUUUUCGUCCGAAUCUACCUCCACACCCGAGGCUCGCCUGAGGAAGCGAUGCCUCCUUGGAUGUACACUUAUGGCAUUGUGUUCGCUCCUACGGGGUUCGAGAUAUAUGCUCACUUCGUAACGCAAGUCCGGACUAGAGCAUCGGGCAUUCACUACGUCUGGGAGCCUCGUAGCACUCUGGUCAGCAACGAGUAUGCUAUGUGCUGGAGAGAUACAGAACCAGAAUCUCUCGAAAGAUUCCGCGUGGCUCAAUGUCUCUAUCACAUCCUAAGCCAUACAUUCUUCGUGAAUGAUCAAGUUUCUGGAUGGAUAGAGAUUCAAGCGGUAUGGGGAGCAAAGUUUAUGGAUAAACUCUACGCGAAGGAACGAUUAGAAGCGAAGGACGUCGCAUGGUGCAUCAAACAAGGAAUAUCCCCGUCUCUUGACAACGUAUGA
Molecule: messenger RNA, 2364 nt
Organism: Serendipita indica DSM 11827
Lineage: Eukaryota; Fungi; Basidiomycota; Agaricomycetes; Sebacinales; Serendipitaceae
Source: the annotation of a GenBank genome assembly